ACAGUGAAUAACAAGGUAGAGAUAGUAGUACACAAAAUUAUUCAACUUAAUCAUGGAUUAUCAUCCAAUCUAGGAAGAAAACGUUGUUAAUUAGUGCAGUUAAUCAUAAACUUAAUUCCCUUCUUGCUCAAAACGCUACCAUACUGGUUAUGCAAUGAAUGAGGCGGCUGAGAAUUGGAUAUAAAGCCGGGUCAUUUUCAAGGAUAAUUCUGUAAUGGGAUAAAGUCGUGAUAAGUUUUCAGAGACUCUUGUUUUCAUAAGACAGAAACAUUUGCAUUACCAGUGAAUUUUGCGAAUACUAUAAGAAUAAUAUCUUUAAACUUUUAGCACAAUUAUCCAUUAUUGUUCCAUAGAUUAAUGGUACUAGAUAAAUGGUAUCGGAAAAGAUGACAUCUUUGUCUGCGGCAUCGAACCUCGUUGGGCCUCCUAACGCCAUGUCGCUUUUGAGAUUCCUUCUUCAAAUCUCGACAAAGGCCAACCGUCAGACAGCGUUCCUAACCGUCACCAGCAUCUUCCUCGUCAUCCUCACCGCCUACCGACACAUGAUGUCGAGAAUGAAACACGACCGCCGACGUCGACGGUUACCACCGGGUCCCACCAACUACCCAAUCGUUGGUAUCUUACCGUUCCUUGGCACAGCAGACCCCGGGAAGUCGGUCCUAGAACUCUCUAAGAAGUACGGACCUGUAUUUUAUGGGCGUUUGGGGAGCUUUGAUGCCAUUUUUCUGAACGAUUAUGAAAGUGUGAGAGAAGCCUUUGCGAAGUCCGGGGAUGCAUUCAGUGAUCGACCUCGGGUGACAGCCUUUGAAACAUAUGGACAAGGAAGAGGAGUGGCCUGCUGUUACUACCAGAACCAGUGGAAGGAACAAAGACGGUUCCUGCUCAAACUCCUCCGUAACCUCGGGAUGGGGCGAGCCAGUAACAGUCUCGAAGACAGGAUCCUACAGGAAGCCGUACUCUUGACGAAGAGCUUCGAGGAGUCACACGGAGAGAGUUUCGAUCCAAGGACCCUCAUGACCAUGGCGGUGUCGAACAUCAUCUGCGGCCUUACCUUUGGAAAACGGUUCCACUAUGAUAACAAAGAAUUCGAGAAAUUCAUUUGGACUCUAGGAAAGUUAUUUGAAGGAGCAGAUGUCGCUGGACCAACGAACUAUUUCACUUUCAUGAAGUACGUACCCUUCAGUUCCUUCAAAAAGAUGGGCUCGUUCGCCAGGAGUUUAGAACGUGGCCUCUUCACCCGCGAAAAGGAUGCACAUAAGCUUAUACUCGACCCAAAUGAUUGCAAGGAUAUGAUCGAUUUCUUUUUGAAAGAAAUGUAUGAGGCUGAGUCUAAGGAAGGACGCGGGGAAGAAUCGAAUUCACCUUUCAGGGAGGAGUUUUUGCCAUCGUUGAUUGGGGAUAUCUUUGCAGCAGGCACAGACACAACGGCGUGUGCAAUGUAUUGGGUGAUGCUUUUCACUAUCAAAUACCCAAAGUAUCAAAGACGGGUCCAAGAGGAAUUGGAUAGGGUUGUUGGGAGACAUCGCCUUCCGACACAAUCCGACCGACCGAACUUGCCAUUCGUUGUUGCGAUGUUAGCCGAAAGUCUCCGAUGUUCUGCAGGGGGUCCAUUUGGUGUACCCCAUGCGGCGGUGGAGGAUACCACAUUCCGGGGUUAUUUUGUUCCGAAGGGAACCAUCAUGGUGGCCAACCACUACGCUCUCCUGUAUGACGAAGAGGUGUUCGGUGUCGAGCCCGAUGUCUUCAACCCUGAUCGUUUCUUCGAUGUCGACGGGACUCUCGUCAAGAGCAUGGUGGAUAGGGUUUGCAGCCAAUUUGGAAUAGGCCGACGAGCGUGCCCCGGUGAGCAGUUAGCCCAGAGCGAGCGUUUCAUCUUCUACUCUCAUCUCGUUCAUCAAUUCAACUUUACUGCACCCGAUGGUCCCGAUUCGGUUAGCCUCGGCUCUCACUUCGGAUUGAGUCGGUCGCCGUUUCCGUACAAACUGCGAGCCGAACGAAGGCUGAUCGACACUCGGAUGCCUGAUAUAACCUUAUGAAUUUUGCAAGAAUAAGAUCAUGGCAGCUUAUAGAAAUCAUCGUAUGUUAUCUGAAAUUUUGAAACAUUCAUGUCCCAAAACAUUAUUAGGUAAUUUUUUUUAUAGAACACUAAACGCUCUCAAAAAAUAUUGGGUAAAAGUGCUCCAUUAGGGUAAUCAUGUGUCCAACCAACAUUGGGCAUUACUUUUGGGCAUUUUUUUUUAUCCAGUGUGAUGAAAAUUUUGCGCAUUCUAAAGUAAUUGCUGCUUAUUUUUAACCUUACUGGGCAGUAUGCUUCCCGCAUUGGGAGAAAAUACUGCCCAAAAUUGGUUGGACACAUAAUUAUCCUCGUGCUGGCUAAAAUUUUACCCAAUAUUUUUUAAAGUGUAUUCCUUCAUUUACAUGUCUCUUCUUACUUUCAUAGUUUGUACAUCGAAAAGGGAAAUGUUAAUAUUCAAUUUAGCCGUAAACAUCACCGAGUAGUAAUUAAAACUGUUACCUUCAUUCAUUAAUUUAUUUAUUUGUAUGAUAUUAUGUAUAUAUUAAUUGUACUUUUAUAUUGUGGCAUAAGAUUACAGAUGUCAAUAUACACAAUUCGUGGUUUUAUAGUUGAUAUUAUUUGCAUAAACUUUCUUUCAGUAUAAUCAUCGUGAACAAAUAAACCUGAAAAAAUGAUCUAUUGAUAAGGAUUUAGUUAUUAAUCUAUUUGAUCUAUUUGAUCAAUUAUGAUCUUUUGAGCUAUAGUAUAUGAAUGAGUUUUAUUUUGUAUGCGCUCGUUUUAUACUCUUUUGACAUGGAUAUUAUUGUGCAACAUCUAGUAAAUAAACUGACUAGUGUGGGGCCUACAUAAAUGAUCGAUGUGCUUAUUAAAGGGAUGGCCCGGGCUGAAAAUAUUUAUAUCUGAAUAAAUAGAGUAAAAUCCACAGAGCAAAAUGCUAAAAAAUUUCAUCAAAAUUGGAUAACAAAUAAUGAAGUUAUUGAAUUUUAAAGUUUAUCAAUAUUUUGUGAAAACAGCUACAUGCACAUCUUCAUGAAUAUUCAUUUGGUGGGCUAAUGAUGUUACAUCCCCACUUUCUUUUUUCUUAUGUUAUUACAUGAAAUCAAAAAUGUUUAAUUUUUUCAUACAUGUGUAAAUGAUGUGUCUCCAUUAUGAUGAAAUAAGUUGCGGCAAUAAAUAAACAAUGCAGUUAAUCAGUUGUCAAUCCAAUUGUUUUAGUUCUUGGUAGAAUUUUUUUGAAUAAACCUAAUUUCAUAUAAUAAAAUACAAAAGAACAAGUGGAGAUAUGACAUCAUCAGCCCACCUAAUGAAUAUUCAUAAAGACAUGCUUAGAACUGUUUCACCGGAAUAAGGCAAAUCUUUAAAAUUCAAUAACUUUGUUAUUAUCCGAUUUUGAUCAAAUUUUCAGCAAUUUGCUUUGUGAAUUUUACUCUAUUUAUUGACAUAUAAAUAUUUCCAGCCUGGACUAUCCCUUUAAUGCAAACAUGAAAAUUAAAGCCUCGAAAUCUCCCCUUCAAAUCGCGUAUGUGCAAGACUGCCCUUUGAAACUUUCACAAUACCACUGGACUGAAUGUUAUUUUUACACAAAAUCCGUUCACGUCUUUCGUGUAGGCCUAUACAUCAAAUCAGGUUUAGUAUGGUUUAAUACUUACUUUACUUCACUUUAAUCCAACGAUGCUUGUAGGACUAUGCCUGUUCAUCGGUCCAAGUGAAUAAACUGUAUGCUCCACACUAUCAAUUUCAAUAUGUGGCAAGUAAUUGCAUGUGGGAAGACAGAAAAUCCAUUGGACUUGAUAGUGCAGUAGUAGGCCAAAUACAUUAGAUUAGGGAGAGUAACAUUUUGUUGCUUGGGUGUCCUGUUGAUAUAUUGUUAUAGUAAUAAAUGACUUUAAUAAAAGGAA
Molecule: messenger RNA, 3915 nt
Organism: Lytechinus pictus (painted urchin)
Lineage: Eukaryota; Metazoa; Echinodermata; Echinoidea; Temnopleuroida; Toxopneustidae
Product: cytochrome P450 2C30-like
Exons: 6
Coding region: 372-2036 (554 amino acids)
Biological process (GO): xenobiotic metabolic process
Cellular component (GO): cytoplasm; intracellular membrane-bounded organelle
Molecular function (GO): iron ion binding; heme binding; oxidoreductase activity, acting on paired donors, with incorporation or reduction of molecular oxygen, reduced flavin or flavoprotein as one donor, and incorporation of one atom of oxygen
Source: RefSeq, a predicted model, not a curated record